Microdochium trichocladiopsis is the source of this 3099-nucleotide messenger RNA. Its product is annotated as thiamine diphosphate-binding protein. NCBI's taxonomy places the organism in Eukaryota, Fungi, Ascomycota, Sordariomycetes, Xylariales, Microdochiaceae. Gene Ontology annotation, biological process: tricarboxylic acid cycle. The coding region runs from base 1 to 3099 and encodes 1032 amino acids. The record is from RefSeq and is a predicted model, not a curated record. The transcript is spliced from 2 exons. Gene Ontology annotation, cellular component: oxoglutarate dehydrogenase complex; mitochondrion. Gene Ontology annotation, molecular function: thiamine pyrophosphate binding; oxoglutarate dehydrogenase (succinyl-transferring) activity.
AUGUUGAGAACCUCCCUCCGCAAGUCCUGCGGCCAGCUGCUCCGCAGCAACGGCACGCCGCGAUGCUCGGCCCUCGCCUCCGCCAGGCGGCCUGCGGCUGCCUCGACGAGCUUCCUCCAGAAGAGACAUGCCAUGUCCUCAGCGCCGGCGCAUAACGACAACUUCCUCUCUGGCAGCACUGCCAACUAUAUUGACGAGAUGUACCUCCAGUGGAAGGAGGACCCCAAGAGCGUCCACGUGUCGUGGCAGGUCUACUUCAAGAACAUGGAGAGUGGUGAUAUGCCUAUCCAGCAGGCAUUCCAGCCGCCACCCACCCUUGUCCCUGGCGCAACUGGUGGUGUUGGUGCUGCCGUCUCCGGUGUAGGCAUGGGCAGCGAUGUGACCAACCAUCUCAAGGUCCAGCUUCUCGUCCGCGCAUACCAGGCCCGUGGCCACCACCAGGCCAAUCUCGAUCCUCUGGGCAUUCGCAACGACUCCUCUGGCUUUGGAAACAUUCGCCCCAAGGAGCUGACUCUGGAGCACUACCAGUUCACCGAGAAGGACCUUGACUCCGAGUUCACUCUUGGCCCCGGCAUCCUGCCCCGCUUCAAGCGUGAUGGCCGCGAGAAGAUGACCUUGCGCGAGAUUAUUGACGCCUGCGAGAAGAUUUACUGCGGCUCGUACGGUGUCGAGUUCAUCCACAUUCCCGACCGGGGCAAGUGCGACUGGCUCCGUGAGCGCAUCGAGGUUCCCCGUGCCUUCAAGUACUCCAUCGACGAGAAGAGGCGCAUCCUCGAUCGCCUCAUCUGGAGUUCCAGCUUCGAGUCCUUCCUUGCCACCAAAUACCCCAACGACAAGCGUUUCGGUCUUGAGGGCUGUGAAACUCUUGUCCCCGGUAUGAAGGCCCUGAUCGAUCGCAGCGUCGAUUAUGGUGUCAAGGACAUUGUUAUUGGCAUGCCUCACCGUGGUCGUCUCAACGUGCUCAGCAACGUUGUGCGCAAGCCCAACGAGUCUAUCUUCAGCGAGUUCGCCGGCACUGCUGGUGCCGAAGAUGAGGGUUCUGGCGACGUCAAGUACCAUCUCGGCAUGAACUUCGAGCGCCCUACCCCUUCCGGCAAGCGCGUCCAGCUCUCUCUCGUGGCCAACCCCUCCCAUCUGGAGGCCGAGGAUCCCGUCGUCCUGGGCAAGACCCGUGCCAUCCAGCACUACAACAAUGACGAGAAGACCCACCGCACCGCCAUGUCUGUCCUCCUCCACGGCGAUGCUGCCUUUGCUGCGCAGGGUAUUGUCUACGAGUGUCUCGGAUUCCACUCUCUACCUGCCUUCUCGACUGGCGGCACCAUCCACCUCGUCGUGAACAACCAGAUCGGCUUCACUACUGACCCUCGCUUCGCUCGCUCCACCGCCUACUGUACCGAUAUUGCCAAGGCUAUCGACGCUCCUGUGUUCCAUGUCAACGCCGACGAUGUCGAGGCUGUCAACUUUGUUUGCCAGCUUGCCGCCGAUUGGCGUGCUGAGUUCCAGACCGAUGUCGUCAUCGACCUCGUCUGCUACCGCAAGCACGGCCACAACGAGACCGACCAGCCUUCGUUCACCCAGCCCCUCAUGUACAAGCGUAUUAGCUCUCACGAGCCUCAGAUCGAUAUCUACGUCGAGAAGCUUCUCAAGGACGGAACUUUCACCAAGGAAGACAUUGAGGAGCACAAGCAGUGGGUCUGGGGAAUGCUCGAGGAGAGCUUCUCCAAGUCCAAGGACUACCAGCCUACCUCCAAGGAGUGGACCACAUCUGCCUGGAACGGUUUCAAGUCCCCCAAGGAGCUCGCCACCGAAGUCCUUCCCCACAACUCGACCGCCGUCGACAAGCAGACUUUGGAGCACAUUGGUGAGGUUAUUGGCUCUGCUCCCGAGGACUUCAACCUCCACCGCAACCUUAAGCGUAUCCUAAACAACCGCACUAAGAGCGUGAUUGAGGGCAAGAACAUUGAUUGGUCUACCGGUGAGGCUCUUGCUUUUGGAUCCCUCGUUACUGAGGGCCACCACGUCCGUAUCUCUGGCCAGGAUGUCGAGAGAGGUACUUUCUCUCAGCGCCACGCUGUCUUCCACGACCAGGAGAACGAGAGCACCUACACUCCUCUGCAGCACAUUGCUAAGGACCAGGGCAAGUUUGUCAUUUCCAACUCUUCCCUGAGUGAGUUUGGUGCUCUUGGCUUCGAGUACGGUUACUCGCUGUCGUCUCCCAAUGCCCUUGUCAUGUGGGAGGCCCAGUUCGGUGACUUCGCCAACAACGCUCAGUGCAUCAUCGACCAAUUCAUCGCUUCCGGUGAGGUCAAGUGGAUGCAGCGUACUGGCCUCGUCAUGUCUCUGCCUCACGGUUACGAUGGUCAGGGCCCCGAGCACUCCUCCGGUCGCCUGGAGCGCUACCUGCAGCUUUGCAACGAGGAUCCUCGCGUCUUCCCCUCCCCCGAGAAGCUUGACCGCCAGCACCAGGACUGCAACAUGCAGAUUGCCUACAUGACCACUCCUGCCAACCUUUUCCACGUCCUGCGUCGCCAGAUGCACCGCCAGUUCCGCAAGCCCCUCAUCAUCUUCUUCUCCAAGUCCCUCCUGCGUCACCCUCUUGCUCGCUCCAGCAUUGAGGAGUUCUCCGGCCCCGACGCCCAGUUCCAGUGGAUCAUUGCCGACCCUGAGCACCAGACUGGUGCCAUCAAGCCUGCUGAGGAGAUUGACCGUGUCAUUCUCUGCACUGGCCAGGUCUACGCUGCUCUACACAAGUACCGCGCUGACAACAACAUUGACAACGUCGCCAUCACUCGUAUUGAGCAGCUGAACCCCUUCCCCUGGCAACAGCUGAAGGAGAACCUCGACACCUACAAGAACGCCAAGACCAUCGUCUGGGCCCAGGAGGAGCCAUUGAACGCUGGUGCCUGGUCCUUCACGCAGCCCCGCAUCGAGACACUGCUCAACGAGACCGAGUUCCACGACCGCAAGCACGUCAUGUACGCUGGCCGUAACCCCUCUGCUUCCGUCGCCACUGGUCUCAAGGCCUCGCACAAGAAGGAGGAGGAGGAUCUCCUCGACAUGGCCUUCAACGUCACCCAGGACAAGCUCAAGGGCGAGUAA